This is a messenger RNA of Cornus florida, 1155 nucleotides long. RefSeq names its product F-box/kelch-repeat protein At3g23880-like. Lineage: Eukaryota; Viridiplantae; Streptophyta; Magnoliopsida; Cornales; Cornaceae. The transcript has a single exon. Gene Ontology annotation, molecular function: protein binding. The record is from RefSeq and is a predicted model, not a curated record. The coding region runs from base 1 to 1155 and encodes 384 amino acids.
AUGGCAAACAAAGUCAAAAUUCAUGGCCUCUGGGGACUUGUAGCAAAGUGGUUCAUAAAAUCCCAACCACCACCACCACCACCACCACCACAGCCCAAGCUGCCCAUUCUCCCCAACGACAUCAUCUAUGACAUUCUCUUGCUACUACCCGCCAAGUCUCUAGCUCGAUCCAGAUGUGUUUGCAGAGAAUGGAACAACUUGCUGACAGGUUUGGACUUCCUCAAGAGGCACUUGGACCAUUGUCACCAUCGACUCGUUCUGUCAUCCGUGUCAUCCUCCUAUUACCAUAUGUCUAUGGACUUGGAAGCACCGGGCAGUUUUGUUCUCACCGAACUCGACUUCCCAUGGAAGAAACGUCUUCAGAUGAUCAUGGGCUCUUGCAAUGGCUUAUUGUGUAUUCUUGUCGGUAAUAACCUCUUUCUAUGGAACCCUUCUACGAGAAAAUAUAAGCAACUACCACCACCUUCAAGUUGCUUAAAAGAUUAUCAAUUGUUUUACGGGUUCGGGUAUGACGAGUCCGUUGAUGGAUACUAUAACUAUAAGGUGGUUAUAGGUGAAAGCUACAACAUUAUUGAACAUGGCAUCAGAAGAUCCAAAUUAGUCGAGGUUUAUAUUCGAAAGACAAAUUCCUGGAGAAGAAUUCAAGACUUCCCUUACAACAAUGUUUUCAGAGAAAGAGGGAUCUUUGUAAAUGGAUUUUUGCACUGGUUUGCCAUGAGCGAUAAGGACUUAUGUCCUACCAUUGCCUCUCUUGACCUAGCAAAGGAGGAAUUCGGGGAGGUUAUGCUACCGGAUUUUCUACGACGGUUCUUAUUAGUUGACUUGGCGGUUUUGAAUGGAAUGCUUUGUGUGAUGCGUAACAACAAUGGGGUAUGGGAUGUGCAUGCGAUGAAAGAAUAUGGUGUGCCAGAAUCUUGGUUUGUAUUGGUCACCAUUCCUUCUGUUGUGUGGACAAUAGCCAUGCCUUUUGUGUGGACAUCUAUAAGGAUGCCCUUAUAUUUGAUGAAGAAUGGUGAACUUGUGAUGCAAAUAUCAGAGAACAAAAUGCUGAUUUGUGAUCCAAGAUAUGGGACAACUAGGAACCACAUACACACCAAUUUUGCGAUUCAUGAUUCGGAUUCGGUUACUUAUGUUGAGAGUCUUGAAUCACCAUAA